GAUGAAGCAGGAAUCCCAGGUAUACUAGUUGGAGUUUCUGUAGAUGGAAAGGAAGUGUGGUCAGAAGGUUUGGGUUAUGCUGAUGUAGAGAAUCGUGUACUAUGUAAGCCAGAGACCAUCAUGCGAAUUGCUAGUAUUAGCAAGUGUCUUACGAUGAUGGCUGUUGCUAAAUUGUGGGAAGAGGGAAAACUGGAUUUAGAUGCUCCAGUGCAGAAAUAUGUCCCUGAAUUUCCAGAAAAAGUCUACGAGGGUGAAAAGGUUGCUAUUACUACAAGGCUGUUAGUUUCACACUUGAGUGGCAUUCGUCACUAUGAAAAAGAUAUUACAAAAGUAAAGGAAGAAAAGGAAAAGGCAAACAGAGCUCUUAAACCAAUGACAACCUAUCAGGAUAAAAAACAAAAAGAAGAAAAAGAGAUUGAAAAGACUGAUUCUGUCAAACCGAGGAAAGAACAGGAAGGUGAAGGAAAAAGCCGGAGUUCAAAACCUGGCAGGAGAGACAAGGAAUUUGAGCAAGAAGAGUAUUAUUUGAAGGAAAAAUUUGAAAGUGUGAUCGAAUCACUGAAGAUAUUUAAAAAUGAUCCUUUAUUCUUUAAACCAGGUAGCCAGUUCUUGUAUUCAACGUAUGGCUUUACUCUCUUAAGCGCUGUUGUGGAGAGAGUUUCAGGACAAAAAUUUACAGAUUAUAUGCUAAAAAUGUUUCGUGAUUUGGAUAUGCUAUCAACUGUACUAGAUGACAAUGAAGCAAUGAUAUAUAACAGAGCAAGGUGUUACGUUUACAACAAAAAGGGACGGCUGGUAAACGCACCAUAUGUAGACAACUCUUACAAAUGGGCUGGUGGUGGCUUUCUGUCGUCAGUGGGUGACCUUCUGAAAUUUGGAAAUGCCUUGUUAUACAGUUAUCAAGCCGGACAAUUUAAAAACAGUAACGACAAACUUCUUCCUGGGUACCUCAAACCAGACACAGUUGCAAUGAUGUGGACCCCAGUGCCAAAAACGGAAGUAUCAUGGGACAGGGAUGGUAAAUAUGCAAUGGCUUGGGCUGUUGUAGAGAAAAACCAACAAUGUGGGUGCUGCAGACAGCAGAGACACUAUGCAUCUCACACGGGUGGUGCAGUGGGAGCAAGCAGCGUCCUCCUAAUUCUUCCUGAAGAGCUGGACUCUGAAGCUAUCGAUAGUGGGGUAGUGGCACCACCCAGAGGAGUAAUUGUUAGUAUUAUCUGUAAUAUGCAGUCAGUUUCACUCAACAGCACUGCCUUAAAGAUUGCAAGGGAAUUUGAUAAAGAAAAACGGGCACAAUAUAUAGAUUAACAAAAGAGAUACGUGUCACUGAAC
Molecule: messenger RNA, 1332 nt
Organism: Pterocles gutturalis (yellow-throated sandgrouse)
Lineage: Eukaryota; Metazoa; Chordata; Aves; Pterocliformes; Pteroclidae
Gene: LACTB
Product: lactamase, beta
Exons: 5
Source: RefSeq, a predicted model, not a curated record